Molecule: messenger RNA, 900 nt
Organism: Purpureocillium lilacinum
Lineage: Eukaryota; Fungi; Ascomycota; Sordariomycetes; Hypocreales; Ophiocordycipitaceae
Source: RefSeq, a predicted model, not a curated record
AUGCAAGUCAAGCGUCUCGCUCUCUUCGCGGUCAGCGCCGCUGCCGCUGCCCUUCCCGCCGAGUCGGAGCCUUACUACGACGAGACGACCAACACUCUCUCGGAGCGUUCCGUCAAGAACGAGAUCUUCGGCCGCACCACCAACCCCCAGGGCCAGGUCUGCAAUGCCGACAACGCCCUCCGCAACCUGCGCGACGCCCGCUACAGCGUCAGCGCGAGCGCCUUCUGCUCGACCUGGAUCCAGUCGACGGUGACCGACACCGACUACGCCGUCGCUACCACUUACAACACGGCGACUGUCACCCCUGAGGCUGCCACCAUCACUGACCACGCUGUUGUCGGCGCCACCGUGACCACGGGCACUGACACGGUCACGGUCUACACCACGAUCCCCCCGGCCGGCCCGUACAAGCGCGGUGAUGGUGCUUACCCGCCGUGGCUGUCCGCCAGCUACCCGGCCGAGCGUGUGAGCAGUGCUUGCUCGUGCUUCAUCUCGUCGCCCUCGCCCGCGAUUCACCAGACCGUUACCGUCACCACCUCGACUCAGACCCUCACCAACACGGUGACUGGUGAGACGCCCACCACGACCAUCACCGAGACCUCGACCAGCACGACCAACGUUGCCGCCACGGCCACGUCUGUCAUCACCCGUCGCUGCGGCGUCGUCGGGUGCGGCAAGAUCCUGUCCACCAUUGAGGCCAGCCUCCAGUACAACACGCUCGCCGCCUGCAAGGCUCGCUGCCUGGCUGUUCCCAGCUGCAAGUCCUACUCCUUCGGCGGCCCUGGCCUGCCCAUCUGCACCCUCGGCAAGGUCGCCGCGAAGGAGUUCUACUCUGAGCUCAGCCCCAUCUUCCCCCAGUGCAAGCUGACCAAGCUCUACGAUGCGACCUGCGGCCAGUAA